CCGAGCUUCGAAAAAUCAACCCCGAAAGUAGAAUCCUCCUCCACCAAGACAAUGCAAGCUCGCACAUAGCCCAAAAAACAAGGCAGUAUUUAAUGGAAGAAAACGUGGAAUUAUUGGACCAUCCUCCAUAUAGUCUCGACCUAAGUCCUAACGAUUUCUUUACUUUCCCGAAAAUUAAAUACAGACUGCGUGGUCAAAGGUUCCAGUCACCAGAAGAAGCAGUUGACAUAUUCAAAAAUGCCGUUUUGGAUCUGCCAGCAAACGAGUGGAAUAAGUGCUUCGAAAAUUGGUUUGAGCGGAUGCAGAUGUGUAUUAAUCUUCGAAAAACAAUAAAGUCAUUUAAAACUACCUACGGUGUUGUUUUAUUUCCAUAUGCAAAACUUUAA
Molecule: messenger RNA, 386 nt
Organism: Acanthoscelides obtectus
Lineage: Eukaryota; Metazoa; Arthropoda; Insecta; Coleoptera; Chrysomelidae
Source: the annotation of a GenBank genome assembly